Molecule: messenger RNA, 1668 nt
Organism: Misgurnus anguillicaudatus (oriental weatherfish)
Lineage: Eukaryota; Metazoa; Chordata; Actinopteri; Cypriniformes; Cobitidae
Source: RefSeq, a predicted model, not a curated record
UCACAAUACUUGGAUGUAGGAGGGUUCUGAGAGACAGACUAUAAAGAGACUCAAUGUCCUGUUUUAAUCUAUCUAAGGACAGAAAAUCUUCAGCAAAGUACUACGAAAAUCUUUCAACGAAUAUACCUAAAACAACUCUUUGAAGAUUUGCACAAUGGAAACCGAUAAAGCUCAAGAACUGCAGAAUCCAUGUGGUGAGCUCAGGAUUGUUCUCCUGGGGAAGACUGGAGUUGGGAAAAGUGCCACUGGAAACACCAUACUUAGAGCAAAACCCUUCAAAGUGUGUUUAUCGGCAUCAUCUGAGACAAUGGUUUGCUGGAAAGAUACAAAGAAGAUUAAUGGCACAAAGGUGGCUGUUAUUGACACUCCAGGACUUUUUGAUCCCAGCUAUACUAUAGAGGAGAUGGUCAGCAGGAUUAAGCUGUGUAUUCCUCUUUCUACCCCUGGUCCACAUGUCUUCUUGCUGGUGCUUCAGCCUGGUAGGUUCACAAAAGAGGACCGUGACACAGUGGAGAUCUUUCUUCAGAUCUUUGGAGAAGAGGCAAGCAAGCACACCAUGAUUCUGUUCACACAUGGAGACAAAUUUGAGGGAAGAAAUGUUCAAGAGUUUGUCAGCCGCAAUCCAGACUUGGAGAAACUCUUUGAGACAUGCCAGAAGCGAUACCAUGUGCUUAAUAAUGAGUCCAGGGAUGAUGAUGUGCAGGUUGAGCAGCUUUAUGAAAAAAUACACAAGAUGAUUUCUGAGAACGGAGGACGCUGUUAUACCAAUGAAAUGCUGGAGAUGGCGGAAAGGGCAAUUCAGGAGGAGAAACAACGAAUCUUAGGAGAAAACGAAGAGCACCGCUGCAAAGAGCUAGAGUCACUGAAAGCUAAAUAUAAAGCAGAAGAUCUGAAACAAGCCAUAGCAGAUCUGUCAAUGAAACUAGAGACAGAGGCAAGAGAGAGAGCUGAGAGAAACAACACAUUUCUUAAGACAAUUGUAGAGUUUUUGUUUACUACUCUUGAAAAGUAUGUAAUGAAGAAACUUGGGCAAUGAUUGGGUUCAGUUUUUAGCUAUGUGAAUUUUAAAUAUAACAGAGAAUAACUUAGGGCUUUUGAUGUGGAAUCUUCUAAAAGUCAUUACAAAAGCUUAUUUUGAAUUUAUUUUUAACUAAAAACUUUUUUGAAAAAAAAUACAGUGAACAACAUACAACAUACUGUAAAACUCUAAUUACAGUUUUUUUUCAAUCACUAACAAGCCCUUACCCAUACUUCACAUACUUUUUCUAAACAAUUAACCAGUGAUGGGAAUAACGGCGUUAUAAGUAAUCUGCGUUAGUGACUGCGUUAUUUUUUCAGUAACGAGUAAUAAAAUAAAUUACUGUUUCCCCCGUUAUAACGCCGUUAUCGUUACUGACAUUAAAAUGCUGCGCGUUACUAAAAUUGAUCUCACUGUAGUGAUUUUUACCCACGUAUGCUCGCUCUCUCAGCCAAACACUGAUUUUCUCUUGUGUGAGUGUGUUGGGAGAAACAUAACUGAUGUUACAGUUUUUCUCAGUCGAUUUGACACAUUUCUCUAAAUGAAUUUAACUGCUCUCAAAGAAGUUAGCACAGCAAAAUAAACACAUGUUGGCAAAACAGUUAAGUAUUCACUGCACAAUGAAACACAGCAUUUUAUUCUAGUAAUGC